Molecule: messenger RNA, 1347 nt
Organism: Penicillium subrubescens
Lineage: Eukaryota; Fungi; Ascomycota; Eurotiomycetes; Eurotiales; Aspergillaceae
Gene: gel6
Product: putative 1,3-beta-glucanosyltransferase
Exons: 3
Coding region: 1-1347 (448 amino acids)
Biological process (GO): fungal-type cell wall (1->3)-beta-D-glucan biosynthetic process
Cellular component (GO): cytoplasm; fungal-type cell wall
Molecular function (GO): 1,3-beta-glucanosyltransferase activity
Source: RefSeq, a predicted model, not a curated record
AUGCUGUCUUCUCUUGCGCUCUCCGCAGUCCCGUUGCUGCUGGCCGGCCUCCAGGCUGCGACGGUGGGCGCGGUUCCCACCAUUUCCGCGGUCGGAUCCAAGUUUUUCUAUGAGAAUGGCACACAGUACUACCUCAAGGGUAUCGCCUAUCAGUUGACUCCCAACGAUCCCCUUAUCGACACUGCCCAGUGCAAGCGCGAUAUCGUACGCAUGUCCGAGCUGGGCGCCAACGCCAUCCGAGUCUACCACGUGGAUCCCAAUGCCGACCACAAGGGCUGCAUGACGGCCUUUGCUGACGCUGGUAUCUACCUGUUCGUCGAUCUCGAUACCUUCACAACCCAGAUUGAGCAGACCUCCCCUCACUGGAACGAGACCCAAUUGGACCGCUUCAAGGAAGUCCUGGAUGAGUUCCAGCAGUUUGACAACACCGCCGGUGUCUUUGUCGGCAAUGAAGUCCUGACCACGGCGAAUGGCUCCCACGCUGCCCCAUACGUUCUGGCUGCUGCCCGCGACAUCAAGGCCUACCGUAAUCAGAAGGGUUACCGUGAGAUUCCCGUCGGUUACUCCGCUGCAGAUAUCGCCGACCUGCGCCCUAUGCUUCAGAACUACCUCGCGUGCUCCAAGAACGAAUCGGAGCGUCUGGACUUUUACUCGCUGAAUGCCUACGAGUGGUGCGGCCAGUCUAGCUACGAGGUCUCGGGAUACAACAUGCUGCAGAAGAAUGCCACCGACUACCCCAUUCCCAUCUUCUUCUCCGAGACCGGCUGCAACACUCCCGCACCUCGUACCUUUGACGACCAGGACUCCAUCUUUGGCUCGAAGAUGUCCGGCACUUGGUCUGGCGCUAUCAUCUACGAGUGGAUCGAGGAGACCAACGAUUACGGCCUGAUUAACUACGGCCCCUCGGUCAGCGCUGCCACCAACACCAUCGUCGAAGAUGGCUUCACCCGCCAGGGCACACCAACUCCGGUGUCGCCUGACUUCGCCAACCUCAAGUCCCACUGGGCGACGCUGAACCCGACUGGAGUUGUUCUCUCCAUCUACAAGAAGGAAACGGGCAGCAUUUCGGCUGUUGAGUGUCCUGCUUACACCUCUGGCGCCUGGGAAGUUGACCCCAGCUCCCCUCUACCCACCCUGGGACAGACCUACAAGGAGGAAUCGUCCAAGGGUGCUUCCACUGCCUCUGGCAAGGGCUCGACUGCUUCUGGUGGUGGUGGUGCUACUUCAAGCUCUACCAAGAACGCCGCUAGUGCAGCUGGAGUCCACGGCUCCUCAGCCCCUGCUCACCUGCUGACGAUUUCUAUGGUGCUCUCCGCUGGCGUGGGAGCCCUUGCCUUGUGGCUGUAA